This is a messenger RNA of Centropristis striata (black sea bass), 4438 nucleotides long. RefSeq names its product inositol hexakisphosphate kinase 1 (gene ip6k1). Bases 451 to 2046 code for a protein of 531 amino acids. Gene Ontology annotation, biological process: inositol phosphate biosynthetic process; phosphatidylinositol phosphate biosynthetic process. The transcript is spliced from 9 exons. The record is from RefSeq and is a predicted model, not a curated record. Gene Ontology annotation, cellular component: cytoplasm; nucleus. NCBI's taxonomy places the organism in Eukaryota, Metazoa, Chordata, Actinopteri, Perciformes, Serranidae. Gene Ontology annotation, molecular function: inositol hexakisphosphate kinase activity.
CAAACAGACUGUUAGCUCCACUGUAAUGACGUUAUUAGCCUCCUGGAUGUUUUUUCCGCCGUUACUGAGUUUGGACACCGGGGAGCGACAUCCAUGAGCCUGUCCGGUCCUCUGAAGCUCCGCCGCCGUGACCUCCGUGAAGCCAGCCGCCCGUCCACCGGCCGAUCCUCCCGGAAGUGGUGACCCCUCCUAGCGGACACCCUGCUGCUCCUGCCGGCCCCCCAGCUCUGCCCCCCCGCCCUCUGUCCUGCCUGGGUCUCUGUCCUGCCGGCGGUGGAUUGGAGCACUCUAAUUGAAGGCUUUGCGAGGUGGUUUUUCGGUCUGGCGCCGCCUCCCCCCGGGGCCGGCGUGCGCUCCCAGCAGCCCGUGGUGCCCUGCGCCCCCCCCUCCCCGUCACUGCACACCAGAGCCCAUGCCCAAGGAGGAGGCGCGGUGCGUCCGCCAGGAGCCAUGUGCCUCCCUCACACCAACAACAUGGACAGCAAGUUACAGGGGGCGGGGCCGGGGGGAGGGGCCGUGCUUCGACCACGGGCAGGAGGCGUCCCACUGGAGCCCUUCAUACACCAGGUGGGGGGUCACACCAGUAUGAUGCGCUACGACGACCACACGGUGUGUAAGCCUCUGAUCAGCAGAGAGCAGCGCUUCUACGAGUCUCUGCCUCCAGAGAUGAAGGAGUUCACUCCAGAGUAUAAAGGUGUGGUGAUGGUGUGUUUCGAGGACGACUCUGACGGCUACAUCAACCUGGUGGCCUACCCGUACGUGGAGAGCAGCAUGGAGGGAGGCCCGGUGGAGCACGAGGAGCGGGAGCCUCCGGAGAGGGAGCAGCCCAGGAGGAAACACUCCCGCCGCAGCCUCCACCGCUCCUCCUCCUCCUCCGAACACAAGGAGGAGCGGCCCGACAGGAGGGAGGCGCACGACGCCGACUCCUCUGAGAAUCUUGGAGAGCUGAAGAGUCCCAGGCUCGACCCAAAGAUCCACUCAGACGUUCCCUUCCAGAUGUUGGACUGGAACAGCGGUUUGAGUUCAGAGAAGAUCAGCCACAACCCCUGGAGCCUCCGCUGCCACAAGCAGCAGCUCAGCCGCAUGAGGUCCGAAUCCAAAGACCGAAAACUCUUCAAGUUCCUGUUGUUGGAGAACGUGGUCCACCACUUCUCUUACCCCUGCAUCCUGGACCUGAAGAUGGGCACCAGGCAGCACGGGGACGACGCCUCCGAGGAGAAGGCAGCCAGGCAGAUGAAGAAAUGUGAACUGAGCACUUCAGCGACGCUGGGAGUCAGAGUGUGUGGCAUGCAGGUGUACCAGAUGAACACCGGCCACUACCUCUGCAGGAACAAGUACUACGGCCGCGGCCUGUCGAUCGAAGGCUUCCGCCAGGCUCUCUACCAGUACAUGCACAACGGGAAGGGUCUGAGGCAGGACCUCUUUGAGCCGAUCCUGAAUAAGCUUCGCAGCCUGAAGGCGGUGCUGGAGAGGCAGGCGUCCUACCGCUUCUACUCCUCUUCACUGCUCAUCAUCUAUGAGGGAAAGGAUCCUGAGGGCCCUCCGGUCCUCGGCUCCGGGCAGCAUGCAGCGCUGCACCAGAAGACCCCCGCGGCCCCGGAGCCCCGCUGUGGCCCCGGCCCCCACGCCCCCCCGCCCCCAGAAGCUCCCUGUGAAACGGACAUGAGCCAGGACCCGGCCCCGGGGUCUCUGUCCUCUCAGGGACCUGGACUGAUGGCUACCCCCUCCCCCUGCCCCCAUCCCCCCCCACAGGCCCCGCCCCCCAAGUCAGACUGCCACUCCUUCCUCCCCCCUCGCCCCUCGCCCCACCCCCAUCCAGACUCUCCCUCCCCUGCUCCUCCUCUUCCUCCUCCUCCUCCUCCUCCUGCCCCCGCCCCCCAGCAGCCCCCCCUGGUGGACGUACGUAUGAUCGACUUCGCCCACUCCACCUUCAAGGGUUUCCGCGGCGACACGGCGGUGCACGACGGGCCGGACCGCGGCUACGUCUUCGGACUGGAGAGCCUGGUCCAGAUCCUGGAGAGCCUCCGGGACGACAACCGGCCGUAGCCUGGAACACACACACACACACACACAAACACACACACACACACACACACACAGCUUGUUGUACGUUAGUUCAGGUCGUGUUCUCAGAACGGUUCAGCUGUAAAUACGGAACAAUCUCCAUGGAGGAGGACAGAGGAGCUGAAAUAGCUGCAACUUCAAGCUGAUGGAGAACCUCUGCAACACACACACACACACACACACACACACACACCUGUACCUCUACUCUUGUGAGGACCUGCAUUAACAUGGUGUAUUCCCCCGACCUGAACCAUCACAAUCCGACCUUUAGUUCCUGGAAGUUAAAACAUGUUGAGCUUCACUCUGCAGACUGAUGGAUGAGAGUUUGACUCUGAAGCUCCGUGUUCACCUCCAUCUGCUCAAAGUGGAAAGUUUCUCUGUGCUCCUUUAAAUCUCAGUUUAAAGCCUCGUUCACACUUCGUCCUGGGAAACCUUUUAGGUGGCAUAAAGUGAUUUUUACUCUCCUUUCUUGCACUUUUUCACACAUGCCAUAGCGAUGCCUUUGCAGCUUAAGGACUCAUUUUGUUAUUUUAUGGUCCUCUAAAACAUCUCUAACUGCUCCAGACAGCCGCCUUUCGAUUUCACCGUCUGGUCCCUUAUUCCUGAAUCUGUCUCCAGUUUGCAGACAUUCAUGAAAAAAGGAGCUUGUUUGCAAACAAAAUACCUUGUAUUACUUGUUCGUUAUCAGAUCAACCACUAAGGCUAAAUGAUAAAAUGUUAACAAGCUGCAGAUUCAAAUACGUUAUCAGCAGAGUCUUGUGAUUCGGCCUCUCGCUCCUCAUGAAAAUGUGUUUUUGUCAGUGUGACGUGUUGGUCCCUGCAGUGUUACCGCUCUCAUUCACAGCACGGACGCUCCCUGAAACGCUGCAAGUUCUUGAGGUUGGAAAAUUCCAGAUUUCCUUGAAUAUUGAUCCCAGCUCCCAUUCAAACAUGCAGGAAAUGUUCCUCAACUUCAUAGGGACAGACUGCAUGUGUGAAAGGGACUUAAGACAGAUUCAUAUGAGCAUCUCAGAUGGUUUAAAAAGACAGUUCAUUUCAAAGAAAAAAGGGACAAGUGUUAGGCAAUUUUUUAUAGAAAGGUUGGAGACAAAUGACUAUUCAAAGCGGCCUGGAGGAACUCUUUAAACCUAAAGGCUGAACUCAGUGAAACAAAGUCUGUGAACGUGGAAACAAACUGCAGAGUGAAGCUCAAAUAUCAUCCAAGUAAAUGAAAUGAAGCAAAACACACGUCAUCUAAACACAGAGUCAGAUGUUGAAGGAGGUGAAGACAAAAGGACAAAAGUGUCUUCAAACCUCAGAGCGGUCCUCACAGAGAUAGACGAACACACACACACACAGACACACACACACACCUGGGAGCAGUUGUCUGACAGCAGCGGGACAAAUCGUCCUCUGAACAAUCAGCUGAGACCCAGGAGACACACACACUCGCUUCCUCCUCCUCCUGCUCCUCCUCCUCCUCCUCCUCACUCCCUGACCCCUCCACCUCCUCCACCUGCACCUCCACCCCCCUCACCCCCCUUUCUCUACAGAAACCAAACCUGGACAGGUGAACAGACUCUUUCAGCGUUUCAGAAACACAUCGAGCGUCUGUUAAAGCAACAGACGACCAGACGAGACAACCAAGGCAACCUUUUUUUUUUUUUUUGUUGUUGUUUUUUUCCCGUCAGCAGUGCAGAGGGCGACAUCAUCAUCAUCAUCAUCAUCAUCAUCGCCCGCAGGGAGAACAGCGACAACGUGCAACAUAGAAGUAGGAUUUAAGGAGAGAAUAUAGAUAAUUUCUAUAAAAACAACCAACACGCUGUGUGUCCGUUUUUGGGUCUUAAUUCAGAAACGUUAGUCGUCGUCCUGUAAAUCAUCCUCUGGUUAUCGUUAAUAUCUAAAGCAUAACUGUCACUUUCCCCAAAACUGGUCUGCUGAUGUUUGUUCUUACUGUCAACAAAUCCCAUUCUUUAAAAAAAAAAAGACUCAAACAAACAGUGAAUUAAUCUACUAACAAGUAUCGUUUGUGUUUCAGAAACCAGCUGAUGAAUCCGCCGCUGAAAAUAGUCCCGACUAAAACAACUUUUUCCUGUUUCAGUAACGUUUGAUAAAAAGCAGCUGAUUUAUACCGUUACUGAGCCUUUUAAAUGUGAGAUUGAAAAGUAUUUUUAUGUUUUAUUUGAUAUCUGACAGUAGAUUUAUGACUCGUCCCUCAGAGACUUUAACUCUUCGGCCCCUGAAGGUUUAUUCUUCUUCUUGACUUUAAAAGCAGCAAAAUAAUCUUUUAAAAACGUCCUUUCAGCAGCUGUUCUGACGCCUGAAGCUCUUUAGCGCCUCAGUUGUGUCAAAUUGUUUUCAAUUUUGAUUAUUAAAGGUAUAAAAUGCAGGAAUU